Schistocerca cancellata (South American locust) is the source of this 2156-nucleotide messenger RNA. Its product is annotated as cuticle protein 12.5-like. NCBI's taxonomy places the organism in Eukaryota, Metazoa, Arthropoda, Insecta, Orthoptera, Acrididae. The transcript is spliced from 2 exons. The record is from RefSeq and is a predicted model, not a curated record. Bases 42 to 479 code for a protein of 145 amino acids.
CAUUCGAUCGCCAGACCGAAAGCCAACUCCACUACAGCAACAUGUACAAGCUCCUGGUCCUGUCUGCCCUUGUGGCCGCCGCCUCUGCUGGAUACCUGGGAGGCUACGCUGCCCCCGCGAUCGCCGCCCCCGUGGCCUACGCCGCCCCCGCGGCCUACGCCGCCCCCGCCAUCGCCCACGCUCCCGUAGCCGCUGUGGCGCACGCCCCUGUCGCCUCCUCCGUGGCUAACACCUACAGGAUCUCGCAGACCGCCCGUCUCGCCGUCGCCGCCCCCGCUGUGGCUCACGCCCCCGUGGCCUACGCCGCCCCUGCCAUUGCCGCCGCCCCGGCCAUCGCCGCCUACGCCGCCCCCGCCGCCUACGCCGCCCCCGCCGCCUACGCCGCUCCCGCUCUGGGCUACGCCCGCUACGCCGCGGCCGCUCCCGCCCUGAGCUACGGCUACGCCGCCCCCGCUCUGGGUCAUGCUCUGAUCCAUUAGGACCCCCACCACAUGCACCUGAUUCAUAACUCAUAAUCAAAUAAACAUUUAAAAACUCAAAUGGCUUCAUCCUUCAUUGCACAGAAAUUUACCUUUAUCCACAUCCUUUACUGAAACUGAUAGAUAUGGGAAGUGUUACACCAUGAAGAACCUGUCUAGUAUUUAUGCAACAUUGCUCAUCACAUAACGGACACGAAUGUACUCUUGUUUUUUGUUUUAACAUGAAAGCAAACAGCAUUAGAAUGUCGUAGUGAAGAUUUUUUUGCCCUUUCUGAAACAUGUGCUUUGUCAUUUCAUGAAGACUGUUAACUAAUUACUGCCAUGAAUGAAUACAUCGUCCCAUCACGUCCCAGACAUACUCUAUGGGUGAACGGUCAAGGGAAUGGGCAGGUCACUCAAGGAUCCGUACAGUCGUCAAGGUUUUUGUUCUGUGAACUGGAUUUUUCUAGUGGAAUGUGCCUGGUCAUGAAGAGUUUGACGACAAUGUUUACGGUUCUAGCCACAUACUGCUGAAAAUUCAGACUCCGUUUAAUUAUUAUCAAAUGAGACUUGGUGUUACGACCAGCAACUCUCCACAUCUUGAUUCCCGGAGUUGGAGAGUUAUGGUUCUCUAGAAUCCUGUGUGCGUAUAUGUUGGCGUCAUUCUAAAUGGCAUUAAGAGAAGCGAGACUCGUCUCUGUAUACCACAAAAUGUCACUAAAAGUCCCGGUUGACACUGUCUCUACACCAUGCAAGUCUCUGUUUUCUGUAGCAUGGCAUCAGCAGCAAACGAUGAAUGACAACUCUAGGUCUCAGUCCUGCUCCCAGUAAUCUGUUCUCAGCCUUCCGUGAUGACACUCUGCAUGUAACCUCUGCCCAGAUGUCAACUGUUAUCACGUGUAUAUUCUUCAGAGCCGGUCGAACAAUCCUACGAUCGUCUCGUAGAGUACUCCUGGUGCAAAGAACUGUGCCUAAUCUGCUAGGCACACUGUUGCCUGUCCAUCUCCUCAUCGUUUGUUUGGCAAUACAGCAAUUGUAUUUGCUAUCUGUUGGUGUGAUACUCCCAUGUUCCUCAGGUUAAUAAUUCAGCAUUUCAGGAAGUUCGAAAGAUCACUCGUGCACGUUCUCUGGGUAUGUUGUGUUGCGGUCUCCACCUGUAAAGUUCCAGAAACGUUAGAAACACACAAGAGCCGUCAUGUACAUACAUAAGUCGUCAUCUCUAGGAAUGGAUUUUUUCUGUACCAAAAAUAUCAUAUGAAUAUGAAACUGAAUGAGUAUGUGUCCCAUAGGCACAAAAAUAGCGAUAAUCAGUGUGGCAAGGUUCGAAUGAGGCGUCUCUAGUGUAUCACUUUCCAUUUACACAGUGUACUAAGCUCUUAUUCCAAGGUGACAGACAUUUAAUACGUAGUUCACAAUUUUGUGAAGCUUACUUACUAGUGCCUACUGCAGAGAUUGGUACGAAACUCUACAUACGUGGUUUUCAGUAUGGAGCGAAGAUCUCCGCUUUCCAUGAAUCGUCUUAAUUAGCAUAGGUUGUUGCAGUUUCCUUUUCUAAAGCGAUAAGUACUGUGAAGAGCAGCAGAAAUUAUGAUGUCACAUGCAUUGCAACAGUGCGAAAGUAAGUUACAACUUUAUUGCUGUGUUUUGAUGUUCUCGAAAAAUUCAUGCAACAAAAUAUGUAUAUGGUGAAUUUGUGAU